GCUGUGUAGUAUUUGUUUAAACGUUAAAGCGCACACAACGCCAAGCAGUUCACUGCGGAUCAACAGGUGUUGUUAGUUGAAUAAAUCCUCCAGCAGCGGCGUAUUAAAAUUCGAUUUUAUUUUAUGUCAAUAAGACUUUAUGUGAAGACGUGCGUGUGUUUUCUGCGAAGCCUGCAAUAAGCCAAUAAUCGUCGCAAAGGUACAAAGAAAAUCCCGUUAACUUGAAAUUUUAAUUAAUUUGCGACAAGUGCUUGAAGCAGUUUAAAUUUAAAUUGAUAAAAAAUAUUUGUGGAACGAGUGUAAUUUUUGUUGGAAAUUCUACAUAAAUAUUGAUAAGAGAAAAUCACUGCCGGAAGUUAACUACAUACAAAAUAGUACUACGUUCAAGCGCAUAACCAGCCAUGCCAGCUAAAUUUGAAUACUCACUGGGCAUAGAUGAGCUAAAGUCAAAGACGCAUCGCCUUUGGCAGGCGCUCAUAGCCGAAUUUUUAGGCAAUUUCCUCUUGAACUUCUUUGCAUGCGGCGCGUGUACCCAACCCGAGGAUGGUACGUUUAAGGCGUUCGCUUUUGGCUUGGCGGUUUUCAUAGCGAUUACGGUUAUUGGCAAUAUUAGCGGUGGUCACGUUAAUCCUGCCGUGACAGUUGGUUUGUUAGUAGCGGGACGUGUAAGCGUUUUACGUGCCGUGCUCUAUAUCAUAUUCCAAUGUUUGGGCUCCAUCGCCGGCACGGCAGCCAUUCGUACCCUCAUCGAUGAGGUGUACUACAAUGGCUUGGGUCACACACAUCUAACCCCAAAUAUUACCGAGCUACAGGGGCUCGGUAUUGAAUUCUUUUUGGGUCUAGUGUUGGUGCUAACCGUAUUUGGCGCUUGUGAUGCUCAUAAACCAGACUCCCGCUACACCGCCCCACUCGCUAUCGGUCUCUCCGUGACACUCGGUCACUUGGGCACCAUUCGUUAUACCGGUGCCAGCAUGAAUCCGGCACGUACUUUGGGCACUGCCUUCGCUGUCGACAAUUGGGAUGCACACUGGGUGUACUGGGUUGGACCCAUACUGGGUGGCAUCGCAGCUGCGCUCAUCUACACACAAGUGCUGGAGAAACCACUGCUGCAGACCAGCGUCAAAGUGAUUGAGGUGUCCGAGAAAUAUCGGACACACGCUGAUGAGCGUGAGAUGAGAAAACUGGAUAGUGCACGUGAUUACGCUUAAAUACAAAUAUACAAAUACAUACAAACAACACAAAUAAAUGAAAUUAAUAUGUGUCAAAACAAAAGUAAUGAUUAAAUCGCGCUGAGCUGCGUUCCAAUAUUUAUAUAUAAAUAUGUGUGUCCACAGAAAAAAAGAAACAUUUUACUCUGUUGCAACAUGUUGCGAGAGUAUAAAAAUGAAAGAAAAGCAAUAUGGAAAAUUUAACGGAAGAACUCUGCACAUAUUGCAUACAUAUACAUACUAAUUUUUCAUUUGCGCCACAACUUGUUGCAUGCCACAUAUAUUUGCAACAUUUUGUUGCAAGUAAGAAACAACAAAAAAAGUGAGCAGCAAUAAAUUGCUACAACAACGAAUCAACGUACAACGUCAUAAACAACAACAACAACCGGCAACAAAGUGGCAAUUCAACACAGUCCGGAACAAAGCAUAUAUAACACCGCAAAUAUACAAGCAUAAUGCAGUAUUUACAUAACUACAAUCUGUAUUUGUACCUAUCGUUAACUUUUUGUAUUGUCUACUUCCUCCGCUCUCGCAAUUGUACUCAAGCAUUCAUAUAAUUAUUUAUGUGUAAAUGGAGGAUUUCUGCUAGCUUUUAACAAUUUCUACACUCAUAUAUAUUUUUGUUGUAAUUUUAAUUUAUGUCUUUACAACUAAACUUUUCAGAUUUUUGUCUAUUUUAUUUGUAUAUGUAUGUAAAAGUUUAAAAGUUUGAAAAUUUACAAUUUAUAUAAGUAAUACAUAAGUGCCUAUAUACAAAAAGAGUAUUUUUGCAACAACAUAAAACUGCGAUUAUAUCGAUAUUCGAUCAUUUAACAACAAAAAACUAACAAAAUAAAAUAUUAUAAUUAUGAUAAAGUACUAAUUAAGGCGAAGAAAGAAGUUUGUUGA
Molecule: messenger RNA, 2096 nt
Organism: Bactrocera dorsalis (oriental fruit fly)
Lineage: Eukaryota; Metazoa; Arthropoda; Insecta; Diptera; Tephritidae
Gene: Prip
Product: aquaporin AQPAe.a
Exons: 7
Coding region: 402-1208 (268 amino acids)
Biological process (GO): transmembrane transport
Cellular component (GO): plasma membrane
Molecular function (GO): water channel activity
Source: RefSeq, a predicted model, not a curated record